CCCAGCGUCACAGUGCAACGGCGGAACCAUCUACAGAUGGCUCCUCAGAAACGCUGCGGGAGCAGCUCCGUAAAGGAUGAGCCACCAGCAAAGAUGGUCAAACAUGAACAGAUGCCGAAAGAGCACGAAGAGUUCAAGGUUGUGGUCAAGAUUCCUUCCGAGGUUGAGCAAAGCGUCGAACCCCAAGGCUUUCCAGAGGCCGGUGACAGUGACGAUGAGUUUCUGGCUUACCCUGCUGCGAUGGGAGAGGUCGAGGUCGACGACUAUGAUAGGGCCAAAAAGCUGCCGUGGUUUAAAGAAAUUCGGAGCGUCGUUCAGACGAAACAGCCCACCGAGAACGGCGGCCCGAGCGAAGUAGGCUCCUGCGUCAGCGCUUUGAUACAGCGUGACAAAAUACGCAUGAGAUUCCACAGUAGUAUCGACAUGUCAACCCCAGAAUCUUGGACUAUGGGCUACGCGCUGUUUGAUCGAUAUGGACGGCUGAAGCCGGUUUACAAAAACCAUCCAUUCAAAUCGGGCUCCCGCAUCUGGGGCAACGAGCUGAGCACCGGCGACAUUCUUCUCGUGGAUACAUUACGCGUUCAGAGAGAGCAUUGCGGGAAGGGUCUCGGCCAGAAACUUGUCAAAGCGGUCCUCGAUGAAGCUCGUGCUAGGACGGAUCCUCGAACAUUUGUGGCAAUUGCUCGCACGGCAAACAUGGAUUCAGAAGUCAGGGCUGGAUUCCAAGACAAGGGAAAUGAGGAAGGCACAACCUAUUCUGACAGACAAGAGUUACCUGCUCGAUGCUUGUUAAGAUCUCUGGGGUUUCGACGCAUCGGAUCCUCGCAGUGGUUUGCUCUUGCGGAAGAUCCAAACCACGCUUGCCACUCGUUAUCCGCCAACGACGAUUUCGAUGCGCCCAAAAUGGAAUACCACACCAAUACCACCAUGAUGGACCUUUUCCGACAGUGUCGUUUCGCCCAGGGCGAUGGUGCUCGCCUGGAGAAGAUGCAGCGCAUUCUUGGGUCCUAUGGGGAAGAAGAUGACAUAUGGACUUCAGCUGAUGCGCAAGGAAACAACAUCCUGCACCAAGCAGCGGGUAACGAGAGCCUCAUAUGUGUGGAGUGGAUUCUUUCAAAAUGUCCCAGGCUAUGGAAGAGCCGGAAUGGGGAAAGGGAGACUCCAUUGGAAUGCUGCGAGGCGGUUCAUGAGAAGCGUCGUACUCAUUUCUGGGGCGGGAAUCUGACCCUUGCCCGUUCGGAUGAGUUCGCAGGAUACAGUGAGGACUAUGUGAAGGUGCUCUGCCUGUUGAAAGGGAUGGAAAAGCCACAGAAGAUAGAUUUGCUUCGGCUCAAGUAUGGCUGCACGUGCGGACAGUGCCUCAAAGGUAUCCUGAGCUCGCGCAUGCGAUACAUUCUCCAGGCUACAGCAGAGAGAGAAAGGUACAAAUUGGAUUUUUGGGUUUGCCCUGUGCAGCUUCGCAUGUACCUACCCCUGACGGUCACGGCCAAGCUACGCACCGACAGAUCAAUAUGGCGAGGGAUUGGAGCUCUGUUUGAUUCCUUUGCAAAUUGCCUGCGGAACGACAAACUGCCCACUACUAAAAACGCGAUGGAAAUGUGUAAGGCGUCGAACGAGUGGGUGUCGAAUACCAGGGAUUAUCUUGGGGGUGAUGAAACGAUCCAAGCUGUGGGCUCUGCCUUGUUUGAACUGACGAUGGAAUAUUGGGUCCAGGGCAGUGAAGCGUUCACGCGGAUGUGUUUGUCUGAUGAUUUCCGGGGCUUGCCAGUGUGCCGCAACGACGAUGAAUUUGGGUUCGUCAGUGGUAUGUGUGGCUACAAACGUGUUUCGAAACAAUAUGGUUAG
Molecule: messenger RNA, 1845 nt
Organism: Periconia digitata
Lineage: Eukaryota; Fungi; Ascomycota; Dothideomycetes; Pleosporales; Periconiaceae
Source: the annotation of a GenBank genome assembly